Messenger RNA from Chara braunii, 2776 nucleotides. The record is from the annotation of a GenBank genome assembly. Lineage: Eukaryota; Viridiplantae; Streptophyta; Charophyceae; Charales; Characeae.
CCGUGAUUGCCUUCGCGCUGCUGACAGUCAGCUGAGAUUUACCCCAGCAGCCGCUACUAGAACUAGAACUGCCCGAAGGAAUAGUUCUCGUUCUAUUUGCUGGAUACUGCUGCCUUCACAGGCAGGUGUAGAAGCCAUCGACAGUCGGCAUAUUGCAGGUGUAGAAGCCAUCAACGGUGGGCAUAUCCGCACUGGUGGGGAUAUUGUCGUCAGAUUCAAUGGCGGUCCUCAGGAGACAAGCCAGUGGGCAGGCCAGACUGGCAGGACUAGCUAGAGGAUGUGUGGGAGUGAUUCUGCUUGCUUUCGUCUUGCAGUCCGCCGCAAUUCGUACUGGUGAGAGUGAAUCUGUGUCCAAGACAGCGACAACUCAGACUCCAGAAACAACGACUUACAUCGGUAGCAGGCAUCUCGGAGACUAUCAGUACAAUGACAAGACGUACGAUCACAAUAACAUGGAGUAUGACGAGAAGAAAGAUGAGAAGAAGUACAACAACAAGUACGACAACAACAAUACGUAUGAUGACAAGAAGUACGGCAAGUACGACCAUAAGUACGAUGAUAAGAAAUACGAUGACAAGAAGUACAACAAUAAGUAUGAUGACACGAAGUACGACAUGAAGAAGUAUGAUGACAAGAAGUACGAUGACAAUAAGUACGGCAUGAAGAAUUACGCUGACAAGAAGUACAACGUGAAGUAUGAUGAAAAUAAAUAUGACAAAAAGUAUGAGAACAAGUACGAUAACAAGUACAAUGACAACAAGUACGAUGACCACACGUAUGGCAUGAAUAAUGACAAAAAGUACAAGGAGAAGAAGUACUACAACAAGUAUGACAACAAGUAUGAAAAUAAGUAUGACAACAAGUACAAGAACAAGUAUGAAAAUAAGUAUGACAACAAGUAUGACAAUGAGUACGGCAACAAGUACGACAAUAAGUUUGAUAACUACGGCAUGAAGUAUGACAACAAGUACAAGAACUACGACAUGAAGAAGAACAAUAAGUACGACAAUAGGCAUGACUAUGAGCACAAAUAUGACUAUAAGUACGACAAUAAGUAUGACAGUAAGUACCAUGACAAGAAGUAUGAUGAGAAGAACUAUGGCAACAAGUACGACGAGAAGUACAACAAUAAGUACGAUGAAAAGAAGUACGGCAUGUAGAAGUACGAUGACGAGAAGUACAGCAUGAAAUAUGAAGUAUUAUAAACAGACAAAGUAUGACUAGAAAUACAACGAAAAGUAAAACAAUGAUAAGGAAGUACAGUUAACUAUAACACUAAGUAGGACAAGAUGUACGACAAGAAGCAUCAGGACAAAUUAGGUAUGCCAUGAAGUAUGUUGAGAAGAAUUAUGACAAGAAGUGCAACGAUGACAAUGAGUAUCAUAAUGGUGAGAAGUAUGACACAAAGUAAAAAAAUAAAUAUGAUGACAAGGAGUACAACAAGAAGCAUGAUGGAAAGACGUACGACAACAAGAAUGAAUGACAAAAAGUAUGAAAUGAACUAUGAUGAGAAGAAGCAUAACAAGAAGUACUGACAUCAAGUGCGAUGAGAAGAAAUAUGACAGGAAGUACGUUGAGAAGUAUGACGACAAGUACGAUGAUAAAGUACGAACGGAAUGUACAACAACGAAAAGGAUGACAAUUAUAAUGACAAUUAUGACACGUAUGUCAUGCAUACCUUUCUCGCCCUUUUGGCUAAGUAGUAAGAUCAAGUGUAGUAUCUCUUCUGAUCAGUUUCACAUCUGAUCCAUGGUCCAUCGGGCCACAUAUAAAAAAAAACAGGGAAAAAAAAAGCUUUAAAAAAGUGAGUACGUGUCCGUAUGACAAGUACAACAAUAAUAAACAGGAUGCAAAGACGCACUACACCAAGUAAUAUCAUGGAAAGGGGUGCGAAGACAAGUACGAUCAUGACAACAAGUACAUUGUACAAGAAGUGAAGGAGCAAGAAGUAUGGUCACAGCUGUCAUGUUCUCCAAAUAGAUACACAAAUGUACUAGGAACCGAAUGCGCGAGGGGUUACUUUCACAGUGGAACCACAGAGACCGUGUUCGCAGCGGAAGCAUUGGUGUAAAUCCAUGGCGGAAGGCGGACCUACCAUGUCGGUGUGGCUUGGUCUAUAUCAGCAGAGACAGAGGACCAGCUACCAAGAGGCAGCUUCACAGAGGAGGUGAUGCAAGGAGGUACGGACUUCAAAUCCGGGAACCGGACGAGGGUCAAAGGCGAAUUUUGCAUAAAUGAAGGGGUUUGUUAAAGAGGUGCACAGCGAGGAGGUGCUCGUAAAAGGGGUGCUGCUGCAGUGUGAGAUGGAUCACAGGCAGUGCCCAAACUGCAAAUUGGGUUCAGGUGGAGCAUCACUUACACUCUGCACAAUGUGGAGCUUCAACCUUCUGAUGGGCCGGUGCAGCGCGGACAAAAACAGUCUAUCCACUCCCCCGUUUCUUGUCCUUUUAUCCCUCUCUGCCUACUGUUCACUGGGCAGUUCUUUAUUUGACUAUUGAUAUAUAUAACAAUAACAUAAUAAUAGUUAUAUAAUAAUAAUAUAAUAAUAAUAAUAAUAAUAAUAAUAAUAAUAAUAAUAAUAAUAAUAAUAAGGUAACAGAGAACUACAUGGUGAAGCACAGGCAGAAACAGAGAAAAAGACAACAAACAGGGGUUGUGACGGACUCGUGCUAGUGGAGCCCUGACGGUCUGUGGACAGUGUAGGUAGCGCUCCUUUCGUGACAGACUGUUUCUUUGGAGUUUUCAUAUACGCCAAUUUGAGAAGAAACCCCAAAAG